This is a messenger RNA of Culex quinquefasciatus (southern house mosquito), 979 nucleotides long. RefSeq lists its product as uncharacterized. The record is from RefSeq and is a predicted model, not a curated record. Lineage: Eukaryota; Metazoa; Arthropoda; Insecta; Diptera; Culicidae. The coding region runs from base 40 to 915 and encodes 291 amino acids. Gene Ontology annotation, biological process: sensory perception of smell; olfactory behavior. Gene Ontology annotation, molecular function: dibutyl phthalate binding; odorant binding. The transcript is spliced from 8 exons. Gene Ontology annotation, cellular component: extracellular region.
UGCUUCAUUCAUUCAUUAAAUGUCGUAAAAAAACUAACAAUGAGUGUUCGCGCAUUUCUUCCGCUGGCGAUGCUCGCCCUGCUGCAAGUAUUCUUCAAUCCUGUACAAAGUAAAACGACCAUGGAGCAGUUGCAGAAAACGGGCGAAAUUAUGCGCACCGUGUGUCUCGGGAAGUCGAGGGCAUCGCUGGACCAGGUGGAGGCGCUCUCCCGGCGGGAGGAACAGCUUCCGGAAGGAAAGGAGAUCAUGUGCUACGCAAACUGUGUGCUCGAGAUGAUGCAGGCGAUGCGGAAAGGAAAGGUGAUAGUGGAUAGUGCGAUCAAACAGAUCGACAUGAUGCUCCCGGAGGAUAUCGCUGAGCCAACGGUAAAGGCCUUCAACAUGUGCAGAAACUCUGCGGAUGGUAUCAAAAAUAACUGUGAAGCUGCGUAUGCCUUUCUGAAGUGUAAUAGGGAUAAUAAUCCCAAGUUUUUCUUUGCGUAUAUGCGAUAUCUAGUGAUUUUAGCCAUCGGCUCAUACGUAUCCAUAACAGGGUUGGACCACGUGUCUGGUACGAUGACCGUUGAAGACAUGAGCCGAGUCGCCAAAGUGAUGCGAAACAUUUGUCAACCAAAGUUCGGGAUUCCGGAAGAUGUUGCUUCCGCUGCUUCCAAAGGAGUAUUUCCGGACACACCGGAGUUUAAGUGCUACGCUUCCUGUUUAAUGGAUCUAACACAAACUUCGAAAAAAGGCAAGCUCAACUACGACGCUGCGUAUGCUCAGGUUCAGCUUCUCCCCGAGGAAUACAAGGAACCGUUCCGAAUCGGGCUGGAUUCGUGCAGGUAUGCCGCCGACGGAAUCGAAGACAAGUGCGAAGUUGCCUACGUGCUGUUGACCUGCUUCUUCAAAGCAACGCCCAAGUUCUUUUUCCCGUAGGGAAUCGGUGCAUGAAGGCGUAGUUUAAGGAUGUUUUUAAAAUUAUAGAGAUGUGCUUGCAGUA